CAACAUAGCGCGCUGACGCUCGCCGUGUACGUAACGUGUUGUGGUUGUGUGUGUCGAAACUUUUGUAGUGUAAGGUUUGGGGAUUUAUAACAAUACUUAUAGGCCCCGCUAUGACGUAACACAAUGCUUUGGUGGGUCUUUGUAAUGGCAGUUUUGGGUGAGCUAUCUUGUAACUCUCAGUCAGGUCAUGACGACACCAACAUUGAGUCGCUACUACAGAUGUUAUUCUACGAGUCCACAUUUUCCCCCGCCCCUGCAGUCUCUACCACACCCAGGGUGUUGCCGUACUUCGAGACAACCUCCCUGUCCACCAACCUCACAGCUCAGCUUGGAGACCCGGUCGUGUUCCACUGCAAAGUCAACGACCUCGUGGACGACGCAUCGGUGUCGUGGCUUCGUCGGCAGGACGGUCAGCUGCUUCUGCUCUCGGUCGGAGUGGAGGUGUACAGCAAGGACACGAGGAUAGCCGCCCACCUCACCCCGCCCAAUGACUGGCAGCUGCGACUAGCCGCCGCUCAGCAGGGUGACCAGGGCGGCUACGAGUGUCAGGUCUCCUCUCACCCGCCCAUCGUCCAGACAGUCCAUCUACAUGUCAUAGUUCCUGAGCUGGUGAUUGCUGACGAGAGGGGGUUGCCCAUCAGGAACAAAUUCUACAACGCAGGCAGCACAAUAGAGCUGAAGUGCAUCAUUAGUAGAGUACCACACCCGUCCAGUGCCAUCACCUGGAGACAUGGCACUAGGACAAUCUCGUCGGACACUUCUAGAAGAGGCAUUAGUGUCAAGACUGAGGAGGAUGCAGAGGGCGCCACUAGUCGUCUGUUCAUCGCCAACGCCAGGACAGUAGACUCCGGGGACUACAGCUGUUCUCUGGGCAGUCUAGUCUCCACCUCAGUGGCGGUGCACGUUCUCAAUGGAGAGACACCAGCGGCGAUGCAACACGGGGGAGGCUCAGUGGCAUUCCCCUGCCAUUGCUUCUACUUGCUUCUCAUCAUCAUAAACCUCUUGAGCUCAAGAUAACAUUGAAUCUGGCUGUGCUUGUUCAAGAUUUACGUAUAACAACCGAUACUUGUAUAAACUAUUUUUCCUAAGAUGUAGCUGAAUGUAGAUUUUUGUACUCUCACACUUGGGUUAUUUCACAUUGUAAAUCUUUUAUUAGCGGUUUUCGUUGUGAAUAGAUAGGUUAACGUUUUCUCUGUACUUUCGUAUAAAAGUUUUAAAAUUGCUGACAUUUUUCACUAUCAGUCUAUGAUAAACUUGAUAAAAGAAUCCUUGAUAUAAAACUUCAAAUUUUCGAUACAUUAGCAGGAAAUAUGAGGCAUUAUGAUGUAGCUUUCUACUAAAGAAUGUAAAAAAUUACAUUUAUCAAAAAUCUGUUAGAAAUUUUAAAAAUAAUUUAAGUUUGAUAGUUUUGCAUUUUUAAUUUUAAUAACCUCUCACGGUGAAUUAGCUAAAAUAUGAUAUUAAGUGAUAAGAUUCGUAAUGUUUUUGGAAGACUUCGAUGUGGUGAAUGUUAUAAUUUUGUCUAUUAAAAAGUAAAACAUGUUUUAUUGUAAAACUGCUGUUACACGUAAUUGAUGAUUAAACAUUGAUUUAUAAUGA
Messenger RNA from Macrosteles quadrilineatus (aster leafhopper), 1599 nucleotides. Its product is annotated as obscurin-like. Gene Ontology annotation, biological process: synapse organization. The coding region runs from base 124 to 1017 and encodes 297 amino acids. NCBI's taxonomy places the organism in Eukaryota, Metazoa, Arthropoda, Insecta, Hemiptera, Cicadellidae. The record is from RefSeq and is a predicted model, not a curated record. The transcript has 7 exons. Gene Ontology annotation, cellular component: neuron projection membrane.